Messenger RNA from Colletotrichum graminicola M1.001, 1479 nucleotides. Its product is annotated as tRNA-guanine transglycosylase. The coding region runs from base 1 to 1479 and encodes 492 amino acids. Gene Ontology annotation, molecular function: tRNA-guanosine(34) queuine transglycosylase activity. The transcript is spliced from 2 exons. The record is from RefSeq and is a predicted model, not a curated record. NCBI's taxonomy places the organism in Eukaryota, Fungi, Ascomycota, Sordariomycetes, Glomerellales, Glomerellaceae.
AUGAGUAAUGCAGAAACUUUCAACGUGGAGAGGAAUUCAGAAGGCAUGAUAUUUGAGAUAUUGAAGAAAGCCGCAAAUGGCUCCUCGGCGGCUCGACUGGGAAGACUGAGUCUCCCCAAACGGAAUCCCAUCGAAACCCCGAACUACAUCGCCGUGGCAUCCAGAGGCGUCGUCCCUCACGUCACGCCCGACAACCUCGAAAAAUAUACUUCUAUCAGUGCAGUGUACAUGGCGCUUGAGGACUUCAUCGAAAAGAAGAACCCUUCGGUGCUCUCAAUACCCUCGCCAGAUAAGAAGCCCCUCCACACCUUUGCCUGCCUCCCCGAUGGCGUGGCCACUGUUCUUGCCCCUAGACGAUGCCCAGCGAUUAAGACUCCCGUAGGAAACGGCGCAAAAUUCAUGGCCAUCUUCACCUCGACCGGCUUCCGGAACCUCACCACGGACGAGUACUCGGCGGCUGUCGAGACGCUCAAGCCCGACAUUGCCAUUGGCCCCGCCGACCUGUUCCAUACGAGCACGAUGCCGGUUCCGAAGAAGCUGGCCCGCAUGGCAGAGCGCACCGAGGAGUGGACUAACGCGUUUCUGACGCCCAAGAGGCGGGAGGCUUUUGAGGAGUCUGGGGUCUCUGUGUUUGCGCCAGUCCUAGCGGUGCCGCAUCCCAUACAGUGGGAGCAUCUUCGUCACUUGGCUGAGGAUGUCAUCGACUCUAUCUCAGGGCUCGCAAUCUACGACGUGGACCUACUGCCCGAUAUGGAGGACAGUUACGAACCUCUGGUUUCGCUGCCGCGUCUCUCUCUCCAUAUUCCCUCCACGCCCCAAGCGAUACUCCGGCAAAUCUCUCUGGGCGUUGAUGUUUGCACGAUCCCUUUCAUGAACACCAUCUCCGACGCUGGCGUAGCGCUGUCAUUCACCUUUCCUCCACCCAGUACUCAGAGCAACGCUAUCUUGCCGCUCGGCGACGACAUGUGGUCUCCCGAGAAUGAGACCUCUCUUAAACCUCUUGUUGAAGGCUGUCAAUGCUACGCUUGCACAACGCACCACCGAGCCUUUCUGCAUCACCUCCUCAACGCCAAAGAGAUGCUAGGCUGGACACUGCUGCAGAUUCACAACCACCAUACCAUGAAGGAGUUCUUCACCGGUAUCCGAACGACACUUGCGGAGGAGCCCUUCGCGGAGAAGUUCGAAGAACAGGCGGAGCGCUUCGCCGCGGUGUACGAGGCGGAGCUGCCGCAGGGCACGGGGACGAGACCCAGGGCGAGGGGAUAUCACUUCAAGCCAGACCCGAAUCCUAGUAGGAUCAACCCGCCGGCGUGGGAGAGAUUCUCAGCGGGCGGGGAGGCUGUGGCCAACGGGGUCGCUGGCGCAGCAGUGGCGCCGGAGGGGACGGAGACUCCGCUUGUGCCGGACGUGGGAUCGCUGAAGCUUGAGGAGAAGGGGUUUGCGGAGGUUGCGCAUGACAAGCAGAAGCCUGAACCAUAG